Fusarium keratoplasticum is the source of this 651-nucleotide messenger RNA. RefSeq lists its product as uncharacterized. The transcript has a single exon. Bases 1 to 651 code for a protein of 216 amino acids. NCBI's taxonomy places the organism in Eukaryota, Fungi, Ascomycota, Sordariomycetes, Hypocreales, Nectriaceae. The record is from RefSeq and is a predicted model, not a curated record.
AUGAACGCUCACGCGCUCCUCUCCUCCCAGGGGUGGCGGGGAACUGGCCACUCUCUCCAUAAAACCGACGACUCGAUCGGACUCGCGAAACCCCUACUGCUCAAUCGCAAAGACAACACGCAAGGAUUGGGUCAAAAGCAACACUUUACAAGCGAUCAAUGGUGGAUGAACGCAUUUGACGAGCAGCUCAAGGGCCUCGACACCUCAAAGAAGGGAAAGGUUGUUCAAACAAUCACGACGGGCAAGCUCAACGUUAUCGACAAGAAUCUUGGCAAAUACUCGGUCUACUCGUCCUUUGUACGAGGAGGAUUCCUCGAAGGAACCAUAGACAAGCUCGAGAUCAAGGACUCGAGCACAGAUUCCUCCUCGGACGAUACUAGCGACCAACAAGACACCGAGAAGGUCAAUGGCAACAAGCCCCGAAAAGAAACCAAGGAAGAGAGAAGGGCGCGGAAGGAAGCCAAGCGAAAGCGCAAGGAGGAGCGUGCCCUGGAGAAGGCCGCGCGCCGAGAGCGCAAAUCCAAGUCGAGAAAGUCGUCACGGUCAGCCAAGUCAUCGGCAGACUCGAGCGAUGCAGACGAAGAGAAGCGCCGCCGACGAGCCAGGAAGGAGGAAAAGAGGAGACAAAGAGCGAAGGAGGCUGCGAAAUAA